Messenger RNA from Halichondria panicea, 1320 nucleotides. Its product is annotated as homocysteine-responsive endoplasmic reticulum-resident ubiquitin-like domain member 2 protein. Lineage: Eukaryota; Metazoa; Porifera; Demospongiae; Suberitida; Halichondriidae. Bases 106 to 1230 code for a protein of 374 amino acids. The transcript has 7 exons. Gene Ontology annotation, biological process: endoplasmic reticulum unfolded protein response. The record is from RefSeq and is a predicted model, not a curated record. Gene Ontology annotation, molecular function: protein binding.
UUCACAUGAUCGUGACACGUAGUGAUACAGCGGUGAACAGCUACAGUAUAGUACAGUACAGUACUAAACAAAGACUUCUAUAAUUGACAAAAAGAAGAGAGAAUAAUGAGCUCUACAGUGAGAUUAAGCAUAAAGGCAGCCAAUGGCUCUGUCAGUGACUACAGUGUGGAGGCACAGAGUGACUGGACUGUCCACCAGUUAAAGAACUAUCUCUACAGACACUACCCCACCCACCCACCCCUCACUAGUCAGAAGCUCAUCCAUGCUGGCAGACUGUUACUAGACUCUCAGACUAUAGGCCAAAGCCUCCCUUCCAGUGGUGUGGACCCAGUGGUGGUUCAUUUAGUGGCGUAUGAGCGCUCCCACUCGAGCCCUGUGUUCAGUAAAGAGGAGGAGGAAGAGGAGACCAAAAGCACGGAGCCUGUUAGUAGGCAACCAUCACUCAAUACAGUACAAGAGGAGAGCAACCAACCUGAUCAACAUAUUCACUCCCAGGAGCAGGAUACGCCGGGACCACGCCCCCAGCUGAGGCACAGAGGUGGGGCACACCCCCUAGUGACGGGACUUCCCCCUCAGUUUUAUAUGUCACCCUAUGGAGCGGCCUAUGCUAACCAAGCGUAUGCUAACCAAAUGGCCCUCUGGUAUCAAGCAUACUACAGACAAGCCCCGCCCACUACCCUGGAAGAAAGAGGGGUGGACAACAACGUUGACCUGCUCAACCGUGAAGAGGGUGGUGUGGAGGUGGAGGAUAACGUCCCAGUGAAUGCUGCAGGGGGUGCUGCUGGUCUCGGUAUGAUGGCCGGAGGAGGAGGGGGAGGGGGAGGGGGGAACAGGCGAGACCUUGUGGAUGUCCUCUAUAUGACAACCAUGUUUGGGUUUCUUGGACUUGUGGCUUACCUUACUGGCUCUCUAGGGAGACUCAUGGUGUUUGCUGGAGGAAUAGUUUUUGUUUUGCUGAACCAAGGUGGUUGGUUUUCUGUGAGACGUCGAAGACAAGCUGCUCCGGUGGAGGAAGUGAACCCUCUCAACAGACCUGAGCAAGUAGCGGCAGGAGAGAGACAAGAACAACAGGUACCUCAAGAAGCUGCACCACCGGAAGCCACACAGCCACAGCCACAAGAACUACAAGACCAACAGAGACAAGGAAUACUAGCGACUAUGUUUGUAUUUGUUACCUCAUUUUUUACAUCCCUUGUACCUCACCAGAGACCAGAACUGCAAGCCAAUUAAUUAAGCCAUUUGCUAACAUGUGCAUUGCAUUGUCAGUUGUGUUAUUCAUCGACAGUUAAUGAUGAAGUUAAUGAUAUUCAUUGAGACUAA